Messenger RNA from Parnassius mnemosyne (clouded apollo), 2777 nucleotides. The record is from the annotation of a GenBank genome assembly. Lineage: Eukaryota; Metazoa; Arthropoda; Insecta; Lepidoptera; Papilionidae.
ACUUCAAUUUGACGAUAAUGGCGAGCACGUCGAGGUCUGUUUUUAAUUUUUAUUUUUCUUCUUGUUUCCUUCAUAGCGAAGUAAAUUUAUUAUUAAUCAAACGAAUAUUACCUAAAUGUUAUAUAUUUUGAGAUCGAAGCAAAUAAGGUGGUAUGCUAUGCGCACCCUGACGCACCACUCAUCGAGGAUUACAGGGCUGGUGAUAUGAUAUGUUCAGAAUGUGGCCUUGUGGUUGGAGAUAGAGUAAUAGAUGUUGGGUCUGAAUGGAGGACAUUUAGUAAUGAGAAAUCUGGAGUAGACCCAUCUCGUGUAGGUGGUCCAGAAAAUCCAUUACUCUCAGGAGGUGAUCUAUCUACGAUUAUAGGGCCUGGCCGUGGUGAUGCUUCUUUUGACAGUUUUGGGGUAUCAAAAUAUCAGAAUCGACGAAAUAUCAGUAGUACAGAUAGAGCACUUAUAAAUGCAUUUCGAGAAAUAAAUACAAUGGCUGACCGUAUAAACUUACCAAAGACAAUUGUGGACAGAGCUAACAAUUUGUUUAAACAGGUUCAUGAUGGCAAAAACUUAAAAGGCAGAGCAAAUGAUGCUAUAGCUUCUGCUUGCCUCUAUAUUGCAUGUAGACAAGAAGGUGUUCCUCGUACAUUUAAGGAAAUCUGUGCAGUUAGUAAAAUAAGUAAAAAAGAAAUAGGAAGGUGUUUCAAACUAAUUCUCAAAGCACUUGAGACUUCAGUGGACCUUAUCACUACUGCAGACUUCAUGUCCCGGUUUUGUUCAAACCUUGGAUUGCCCAAUUCAGUGCAAAGAGCUGCAACUCAUAUUGCACGAAAAGCUGGAGAAUUGGAUAUUGUGUCUGGGCGUAGUCCUAUCUCUGUUGCUGCUGCUGCCAUUUAUAUGGCGUCACAGGCUUCAGAAGACAAGCGCAGCCAGAAAGAUAUUGGAGACAUAGCUGGUGUUGCAGAUGUUACUAUUCGGCAGUCAUACAAGCUCAUGUAUCCAUUUGCUGCUAAGCUUUUCCCCGAAGAUUUCAAGUUUGCCACUCCAAUAGAGUUCCUGCCACAAAUGUAAAAUGUUAUUUGUUAUAAUUUAUAUUUCUUACAAGUUAUGUUUAAGUGGGAAGUGUUUAGAAUAAAUCAAAAUAAAGGGUCAUAUAAAGACUAUACGACUACUGCCUCAAUCUUAUUUCAUGAACAGUUGCCAGAGUAGGGGAGUAGCCAAUUUAGAAGAUAAUUAAUAUAUUGCAAUAAAGUAUAAUUUGGACUUGCUACUUUAAGUAGCCUAAAAACUUGGUCAGUAAUUCAUUUUUAGUAAAACUAAAUUUGUAACCUCUUUAAAAAUAUAUAUGAAUAAGAUUUUUUUUUACUGUAAAAGUUGUGACAACAUUACGCUAUCAGCCUUAAUUUACAAUCAUUGAUUAUUGCUCAUUUCAUUUAACUAUUAAUUAUCUCUUUAACUGUAAUUUUCUAUUGUAAUUUAGUGAAGAAAAGAGCAAUUUUUAAGCUUUGCUGUAAUUGAUGUCAAUUUUUUUUUAAUAAGGCGGUACAAUUUCUAUUUCUGUAGGCUACUCCUAUUUAUAUAGCUUGCUUUGACAAAUAUUAAAAAGUAUUUCAAUUGAAGAGUUUUAAACACCCUACUAUCAUAGUCGGCGGUGUUCUGUGGCAUGGGUUCACACUCCUCAAGCUUUUGGCAUUCCGGUCAUUUAAUGUCAUGAAACAAAAUAAUGACAACUUGAUUAGUGGCUAAGCGCUCAACUGUGGCACUGUAGGGCUUGGGUUCGAUUCCGCAUAUCCUAAAAGUAAUUAUUCCGGCUCUAGAUGUUUGACUGUGUGCAGUUUUAUGAUUAUUAUAUUUAGAACUCCUCCACGAUAUGGGAACAAUUUCUUGUGUGGGGUUUAACAUUUUAAAAGAACAAAAAAUAGUAUAGUAAAUUAUAUAUGAUAUGAAAUCAACCAACUAUUUAUAAACAUCUAUAUAAUCUCUUCAGAUUGAAUUUUCUAUGAAUGUGAAUAAUUUCAAAAGAUUUAAUAGUUCAAAACUAAUGUUAUUGUUAUAUUAUGUAAGCUAAAUAUUGUUUACGUUCAUAGAAAACUGAAUUGUGGAAUAAACUGUUAGUAUUUUAAGUGGUAAUACAUAUGAGCGAAACAGGAGUAUGUUUAUGAUUAUUUAACCAUGGGCUUGUGAUGGUUAAUGAAACAUUCUCCAUUUAAUUUUGAAAUAACAAUAUUCAGCAAUUUACUUAGUAAAUGUGACGGAUUUGUGUUGCGUGUAUAUUAAAGUUUUAUGAUUUAUAAUGGUGAUUGUAUGCUGAGUGCGUUAGAAAUAUUGACCGAAGUGAGCAAAACAUGUUGCAUAUUUAUAUGAGGCAUAAUAUAAAUGUAUAUUUGUUACCAUCUUAUUUUGCAUUAUGUAAUAAUAAUGUUGGGUCUUGUAGUAUUCAUUUUGACCAAUAUACAUGUUAUGAUUAAGUAAAACAUGAUCUCUUUGAUUUUUUGCAUUAGGAACUCCUGUAAUAAUUGCUUUUUUAAUUUGUAAGUACAGUAUUAAAAAAUACGGUUUGUAUGUACUGAUUGAUUAAAUGAUUAAAAAUUGUUUUAUAGACAUACUUGAAGUAGAGGAAUAUUAAUCAAAAACAGAAAUAAUAAGAGUGAAUGGAAAGUGAUAACAAAGUAUGGAGAUUUUCAAUGGUAGAUUGUUAAAAUGUCCUAAUUUGAUUGUGAUGAACAGGAAUCUAAAAGUACUAUUUGACAAAUUUUUGUAAUAAAUAAAGUAACGUUCUACAUACA